AUGGCCUAUUAUUGUUGCCUCGCCAAACCAAUGCUGGCAGAGAACCCAGCUAUCGGGGAGGCUAAUGCCGACUUCAGCAGCAUGCCGCCGAGUGCACACAGUUUCGCUAGGAAGAUUAAGUUAGACUGGCAGAACUGCUUACAGACAGAGACUGAGAGCACCGCAGAGCUACUCAAGUACCCGGAGAUAGAAGCUGUGCUGUAUGAACACCAUAUCAAUCGAGAGAGACUCGAACCGAUCCAGGAGAACAUGCUGUUUUGGGUCCUUCUACCAGGUGACUCGAACAGAAACAGGGGGGUGAUCCCGCAAACCUUUGCGGAAUCCGGGGAGAGCUAUGUGGAUAAAGAGAGUGCCACGGCAAUACGCAAUACGUUUGAGAACAACAAGGUUAUCGAACUAGACUGGACGCUGGAUCUGUGUGACAAUCCUGAAGUCGGUGUUGGAAGAAUGGACUUCUUGUGUGGUCCUAGGGCCAAUGAACGAUUGUUGGAAUACAACGGCAUUCUAUUUGAAGGCUGGGCCCUGAAAGCGCUCGGGAUGAAUACUGUCAGAGACAAACGAGAAGUCCAAGAUGUACUCGACCGUCUCAUGGCUGCCAACCGCGACAUUGUGGACGAUCUCGACACGGGGAAUAGACCUACCUUUCAAAAUCCACUACGAAAUACAUGUGGGAGUUCUGAUGACCGUUUGGAAGACGAGCAAAGUCUCCCAAACGAGGGCCAUGGUGGUCAGAAUCUGCGUGGCCCGUUGUCAUUGGGGAGACUGGGAGCGAAGGGAACCCACUGCGUCCACCAUAUCGCGGUAGUCCAAACGAGUGUUCUUUGGACAGUGGAUGAACGGCCAUUCGAGAAGCUCCGACAACUGAGGAAGAAACAUGUCUUGCAUACUAAAACAACGCUGAACCAGAAGCAUGCUAACAGCCUCGAUAGCGAAAACCUCGCAGUAAGCCUCUACUACUUUACGUGCGAGAAGCCAGGCACUUGUCGACAGUACAAUAUGGACACAAGAUUCAAGAACGGAUCAUGGCUUCUAGUCCCUGGUGGAGAAGCUCACAAAGGAAAGACUCCCCAGCUUAGGGACGCAAACGCUCGUGCUAAAGACAACUCGUACUACCGCAGAUGCCGCAUUACGAAUGAGUUUGGUCACUUAAUGGUAGCAGCAGACACGAUCAGUACAUCGACAUUCAGAAAAGAGCUGGAGAUCGCCUGGGCAGCAUCCCAAACAGCGAUCCUCUUCGGCAAUCAUUAUAUCUUGCGACGACAGUCUCAUCCUCUACAACCUACAGUCCCUGACAUCGCAAAACUACUGAGAUUUUCGCUCCUUGCCGGGUAUGAUCUCUACGUUACAAUUUACUAUGUGGAGUGCAUCGUGAUGGCGAGCACAGGCAGUAUCUACUGGCUUAUAAACCCGGACAUACAGGAGCUUGUGGCCUGGGUGAUUGCUCGGUUGGGGUAUCUACCUCCACAAGAUUGGUUUGCUGGUCUGUUGAAUGGAUGCAAUGGACAUCCAGGGCUACAGCCCCUGUCGGGUCGCGAGUGGCGCUGGAUAGCGCUGCUGGUUCUUGGAACUCGUACACAACUACGCGAGGCUAUCCUCGUGACUGGGGUUUUUCGGCUUCUACCCCGCAACCCGAUGCGUGGAACAUGUGUUAUAAUCAACAGAGACCUUGGAACGGUGUCUUUCGGUGGAUCCAAAGCUCAACAUUGGAAGAUAGCAGACAAGGCAAACUCCAUCGUGUCUGGACCAUGGUUGACAGUGGGCAACAACCUUGAUUUUUCCUCCCUGGGCGAGAGGAGGGUAACCUCCAGUUUCGUGGAAGAGAUCCCACACGUGGUGCGUCCCCUUUGGCCGCUAGAAUAA
This is a messenger RNA of Aspergillus niger, 1860 nucleotides long. RefSeq lists its product as uncharacterized. The transcript has 14 exons. The coding region runs from base 1 to 1860 and encodes 619 amino acids. The record is from RefSeq and is a predicted model, not a curated record. NCBI's taxonomy places the organism in Eukaryota, Fungi, Ascomycota, Eurotiomycetes, Eurotiales, Aspergillaceae.